This is a messenger RNA of Diabrotica virgifera virgifera (western corn rootworm), 6947 nucleotides long. RefSeq lists its product as uncharacterized. The record is from RefSeq and is a predicted model, not a curated record. Lineage: Eukaryota; Metazoa; Arthropoda; Insecta; Coleoptera; Chrysomelidae. The transcript has 2 exons. Bases 51 to 2093 code for a protein of 680 amino acids. Gene Ontology annotation, molecular function: structural constituent of chitin-based larval cuticle. Gene Ontology annotation, cellular component: chitin-based extracellular matrix.
CAGCGGUGUUCAGUGUUUGUGGUGAAAGUGAGAGGAACCACUACGCUGCCAUGAUGGCAGUACCGCUGCAGAUAAAACUACUCAUAAUUUCUAUACUCAUAAGUGAUACCUUGUGGCUGUGCCUAGCAGAACCCGAACCAAAGACAGAUAAAGAAAAAGAAGAACUAAGUGCAGAAGAAACAAAGAAGCUAGAAAUAAUCAAAAGAAUCAAGAAGAUAAAUGAGGAUGGCUCAUAUACGAUAGGAUAUGAAGCUGAUGAUGGCUCAUUUAAAAUAGAAAGUCGCGACGUCCUUGGUCAUAUCAAAGGCACUUACGGUUUUGUAGAUCAAGACGGUCAAAUUAAAAGAGUGACUUACAGUACUACCAACUCAACGGAGAUCCUGAGUAAGCCGCCGGAAGAAGCACCACCGUCUGCCUCUGUGGUACAAAGAAUCCCGAGCAAAAAGCAAUCUCCAGGUACAUUUAUAUUUACAUCCACGCAAUCAACACCAACUACCACCAGUGUUACAGCAUCUAAAAGAAUACUAAACAUUGUAAGCUCAACUACGUCAAAACCAAACUACAAAAGCGUAGUUAACGUGUCCAAUGUCUCGCCAUUAUCAAGAUACGUUACGUACACAUCAGCUGCUCCCAAAGUACUUUUACAAGGUAAACCAUCGCCAGCAUCUGGACAAAUAUCCAGACCAGAAGUUGUAACAAUCGGAUCCACACAGUCAACAACCUUUAAAGGGUUCAGCUCCCCAGAUGAGAAACCUGUUACAGAAGAAGAAGAACCAGAAGUUAGAGGCAAUAUUCUUAGAAGAGAACUACCCCAAAGGCCAGAUUCGACCUAUAAUAUCAGAGAACAUAUUUUCACUCUUCAACAGUCAAUGGGAGCAGAUGCUGUUGAUGUUUACAGCGGUUCAAUGACUACUGGAACCCCAAGACCAUUAUUCACAACUACAGCAAGAUCUCUAAGACCUGUACUAUUUUCUUCAAUACCUACCACUCCAGUUCCGAGAUCAACAACUCCUUUUCCUCUUAACUAUUUAAAGAACAGUCUUCAGGAUAUAGAGAAUAGUUCACCAAGCUACCAAUCACAAGAAACGACAACCGAACAACCAGAUCCAACGCCAGUGGUUCAAAUACCGGCCAACAGGCCUGAGGUACAGGAGCCUCUAGUAGCUAUAAGACACCCAAACCAAAGAAACCCUAUAUUAGUUCCUCUAAGUCAUCUUCAAGGAAGAAUCAUACCUUUAGAACAAGUAAGACAAGCCAAUGAGGAUCCAAGACAAUAUUAUGUACAAGCUAGUCGAAGACCUGCGGUAGAAGUGGAGCAACAACAAGCUGUAGUGAGGCGAUUACCGCCUUAUCCGUUACGACCAAUGCCAGUCCAAGUAGAUGAACAUGGUUACAUCAGGGAGCUUCCACGUCAUGUACCAACACCUUAUCCUGUUCCAGUACCCGCAACUCCAGUUGCUCGAUACAUCGAAGCAGACAAUGAUAUCGAUAAAAUUCACCCACCUGUUAGCACCAAAGACUUCCAAAGAUUAUUACAGCAACUAAUUUUAAGGCAGAGUAGGUUAGAAAAGAUAAGUGCUUUAACCAGACAACCUCCAGAGAUGCUAAUACAGCCAGAAAUGCAGAGGUACAGGCAAUUUUACCAGCAACCUCCUGCUUAUUUCGUCCAGAAGCAACCAAGACCUGUACAAUACGUGCCCCAAAACACAGAACAGAGGCCUAAUUAUGUAGACGUUGAUCAACAACAAUUAGUGCCUCUAACUCAGCAACAAAGGCCCAGUGUAUACGAUGAAUAUGAUUCUGUAUCAUAUAGACCUAACAGACGAGUAGCAAGGUUGCUUCCAUCAGAUUCAGCUCAACAAGAUAACGAGGAGUAUCUUCCUUCCGAUGUUAGAGAGAUGUUAUUGUUGAGGAUGCUUCAACUAGCCAUCAAUCCAGCUCUUCCAUUAGAUGAAGAGGAUGUAGAAGUAACCAAAUCAAUGCCAGUGAAGAGAACUCCUGUCAGGAACGUGGAGAUAUUAGGAGAGGAGGAGUCUACUGAGAAAAGUAAGCAGAGGGAGAAAAGGUAUAUAUUUUUAAAUGAAAAUUAUUAGAUUCAAUAUUUUGACUGAAAGGAGCUGGUAAAUCUAUAUAUGUUUAUAAAAAGAAUCAUGAUAAUUUUAUUUAGAAUAUUAAAUCAAAGUAAUAUGGGGUACUAUAAGGUCAGUGCGUGACAAAUAUUUUACAAGUCGUAACCUCAUUAUCGUAAUGUAACCACCAUCGGAUUUGGGUUACUUUUCUCCAGUUUUUUUUUUAAUUUCCUUAUUUGUUAAUUGCAUCUUGAGGAUCCUACAUUAAAUUUGCUUAGUCAUAAAAUUGAGUAUAAAAAUAGUAAAAUUAGGUAGUUUAGUUUACUUUUUCUUAUAGCUGUUAGGCUAGCGGCAGGCACCCCCAAAAUGACCAGGUACUGACCACGGAGAGGUGAAUGGCCAAUUUUAGACAUACUGUAUGUUUUUGACGGUGCUAAAAAUGAAAAUGAGAUUUAUUUUGAAUUUAAUGUGGGGAAACAUUGUCAAAAUCGCAAUUUUACAAUAAAAAUAAAUAAAAAUAAAAUCACGUUUUUUUGCCUUUACCUCGCUACAACUCUGUUCCACUUUAAUAUUUUUUCUAAAUUUUUUACAGUAUAUAGAUCUAACAUUUCUGAAGACAACGGUGCCUGUUUCAAGCUUUAAUUCUUAUUAUGAUAAAGGUUAUGAAUUUUACGGAUUUGUGCAUUGCAAAGUUUAAUCGCAAAAGUUGAGUGACGAAAUUUAAAUUUUAGCCUUUUAAUCACGUUUAUGUUAAAAUAGAGAGUACAAAAAAGUUUUCUGGAAAAUUUUAGAUCAAAAUAUUUUAUAGCAAAAAAAUAGUGCAACUUUUAUUAUCGACAUUAGAAAUCCCCAAUAUAACGGUUAUUUUUCGAGAUACUGACCAUGGGUGGUGAAUGGCUAAUUUUGGUCUUAGAUUAUGUUUUUGACGGUGCUGAAAACGAAAAUGAAAUUUAUUUUAAAUUGUAAGUGGGGGAAUAUUUUCAAAAUCGCAAUUUUACCAUAAAAAUAAAAAAAAGUGAAAUCACGUUUUUUUACGUUUAACUCGCUACAACUCUGGUUUAUUUUUAUAUUUUUUUCCAAGGUUUGUACACUGUAUGUUGCUCACUUUUUUGAAGACAAUGGUUUCUGCUUUAAGAUUUUAGUCUUAUUCUAGUAAAAGUUAUGAGUUUUUUAAAGUACAAGGUGCAGAUUCAUGAAUUGCAAAAUUUAAUCGCAAAAUUUGAGUGGCAAAAUUUGAAAUUUAUCUUAUUAAUCACAUUUAUGUUUUAAUAAAGUUUUAGUUACAAAUGUUUAACAAAAAAAUGGCGCAACUUUAAUUCGCUACAGCUCUGUUCCAUUCUAAUAUUUUUUCUAAAAUUUCUGCAACAUAUAUUUCUUACCUUUGUGAAGACUAUGAAAGCAACUGUAGUCUUUCAGUCUUUUCUUCAUAAAAGUUAUGAAUUUUUAAAAAUCAAAGGUGCAGAGUCGUGAAUUGCAAAGUUAAAUCGCAAAAAUUAAGUGACAAAAUUUAAAAUUUAUCUAUUUGAUUACGUUUAUGUUAAACCAUAGAGUUCAAAGAAGUUUUAUGGCGAGUUUAAGGUCUAGAUGUGCUAUAGAAAAAAUAUGGUGCAACUUUUAAUUUUAAGAAAAACGUGGUUUAAUUUUUUUUAUUUUUAAUUGCGAUUUUGACAAUGUUAUCUCAGCUAAAAUUCAAAAUAAACUUGAUUUUGGUUUUCAGCACCAUCAAAAACAUAAAGUAAGACCAAAAUUAGCCAUGCACCACCAAUGAUCAGUAUCUCCAAAAAUUAGCGUUAUUUUGGGGAUUUAUACUGUAGGUAGAUGUUAAAAGCUGCCCCGUUUGGUUUUUAUAAAACAUUUUGAUCCAAAAAUUUCCAUAAAACUUCCUUGUACUCAUGUUUUAAUUUUAAAUUUGAUUUAAAACCUAUAUUUCAAAUUUUGUCAGUCAAAUUUUGCGAUUAAACUUUGCAAUUCACGAAUCUGCACCUUGUACUUUAAAAGAUUCAUAACUUUUACUAGAAUAAGACUAAAAGAUUAAAGCAGAAACUAGUAUCUUCAAAAAAAGUGGUUCGAUAUAUAGUGUACAAAUUUUAGAACAAAAUAUUUAAACGGACCAGAGUUGUAGCGAGCUAAACGCAAAAAAACGUGAUUUCAUUUUUUUUUAUUUUUAGGGUAGAAUUGCAAUUUUGACAAUAUUCCCCCACCUAAAAUUUAAAAUAAAUUUAAUUAUCGUUUUCAUCACGGUCAAAAACAUAAUAUAAGACCAAAAUUAGCCAUUCACCACCCAUGGUCAGUAUCUCGAAAAAUAAGCGUUAUAUUGGGGAUUUCUAAUGUCGACAUUAAAACUUGCACUAUAUUUUUUUCUAUAAAACAUUUUGAUCUAAAACUUACCAGAAAACUUCUUUGUACUCUCUACUUUAACAUAAAAUGUAACUAUGAAGCUAAAUUUUAAACUUCGUCACACAACUUUUGCGAUUCAACUUUGCAAUGAACAAAUCCGCACCUUUUCCUUUGAAAAAUUCAUAACCUUUAUCAGGAUAAGAAUAAAAGCUUGAAACAGGUACUGCUGUCUUCAGAAAUGUUAGAGCUAUAAACUGUAAAAAAUUUAGAAAAAAUAUUAAAAUGGAACACAGUUGUAGCGAGGUAAACGCAAAAAAACGUGAUUUCAUUUUUUUUUAUAUUUAGGUUAAAAUUGCGAUUUUGACAAUGUUCCCCCACAUUAAAUUCAGAAUAAUCCUCAUUUUCGUUUUCAGCACCCUCGAAAAUAUAAAGUAUGAAUAAAAUUAGCCAAUAACCCCUCCGUGGUCAGUAUCUCGAAAACUAAGCGUUUUUUUUUUUUUUAGGGUGUGCCGCUCGUGUAUAUGGGUCUAAAAAGAUGCUUAUAAACAGAAUAUAUUUAUACCGACUAAUAUUAUUUUGUAUUCCUGCUGCAACAAAUAUUUUUUAUUCUUUUUCAUAAUUAAAUCUUCGCUUGUCUACUGCUGGACAUAGAUUUCCCUCAUAAUUUUUCAUCUGUUUCGAUCUUGUGCCUCUUGUAUCUAAUUGCUACGACAACGUUUUAGAUCAUGAGUACAACGUGUUGUGGACAACAUCUGCUUAGGUAGGCAUCAUCUCUUGGUCUCCAUUUCAGUAUCCGCUUUGUCCAUCUGCUAUUUGUCAUUUGAGCCAUGUGACUUGCCCAGCUCCAUUUCAGUGUUGUUAUUCUCUCUACUGCAUCAGCCACUCCUGAUCUUUGUCGUAGUUUUCUUGGUUUGGGAUCUUGUCUCGCAGUGAAAAGCACAACAUAGCACGCUCUAUCGCCCUUUGAGACACACGGAUUUUUUGCACUGUUCUCCUUAUGUUCUUCGUCAUGGCCAACGUUUCCUCUCCUCAAGUCAACACUUGCAAAGCACACUGAUUAAAGGUUUUUGUUUUAAGACAUGGUGGUAUGUCAGACGAUUUGAAAAUAUGGUUCAGCUUGGCGAAGGCUGCCCCAGUCAGUCUUAUUCAACGGAGAAGCUCAACUGUUUGAUUAUCUUUACCUGGUCUAUGGGUCCAUUACCUGGUCUAUGGAUUUGGUUCCUACACAAUAUAUCUCUUCUCUGACUACAAUAUUUGUCGUCAUCUGGGUUUUAGAUACCUACCUAUACUUAUUUUAAAUUCUCCUUCUAGAGAGGAAAGGUAGAGCUGAUUUAAAAGUUCGCUGAUAGGAUAGAUGAGACCAAAUACCUUUAAGUAAAAUAAUUUAUUCUAUUUAUUGGAUUCCAAGUAUUUUUUAUCAGUUCAAAUGUAUUUUUUAAAUUGUCCAAGUGUGAAAUAAAUAUCUACUUUUUCUUUCUUGGCAAUAUUUCGAAAAAUGCUUCCUUUUUGAGUUAUCUGUAAAUUUUUGUUUAAAAAAUGACAUAAUUAAUGUUUUUUUUUUAUUUUUCUUUCUAAAAUGUCUCUUGCCAUCUUACGGAAUACAUGGUCCCAAACAUUUAGAAUAUGCGGUUAUACAUUGUGCUCAGUGUGUACAGGGGUUAUGGCAAUAUAGACCAGGGUAAUAAGCUAGAAAUAGACCAUUUUCGGGACACUCAAAGAUAAAUAGUUGACAUAAAAUUACAAAAUUUAAUUUUUAAGAACAUUAAAAAACCUUCAUAAUGCCGAUUUUUGAAAUUUAAAAAGUUAAUUUGUUGCUACGCAAGCUGCAAAAUAAGUGAAAAUAGUUAUUUAUUAAUAACUUUUACUAAAACUAUCUUAGAACUUUAGUGUUUCAUCCAAAGUUGGGUAUUGGGGUACUUAACAAACCCCUUAAAAUUUGAGACCAAUCCAUUAAUUAGUUUACGAGUUAUUCUAAUUGUUUAUCCCAGAGACCUUUUUUGCAAUAACAUAAGACAGAAAAUAAUGAAGAUAGGGCAUUUCUGAGUAUGCCAAAUGAAAGUAGAAAAUUGAUACUCUCAAAAUGUACUAAAAAAGAUUAUCUAAUAUAGUCAAAAAUUAUAAUGCCACAUUUGUGAAAUUUUGUUGUUUAAAACAUUUAGAAUAACUUUAAAAAUAUUGUCUGUAGAAAAAGUUAUUUUACAUAUUAGAAAAGCUGGUAUUUUACACGAAUUUUUAAAAAUGUAUUUUAAUUAGUGACUAGUCAUGGUAAGUGAAGGGGGAGCUGGGAGCCGACAAAUGCACGAAUUCAAAAACUAAAAAAGCAACUUAAAACUAUUAUCAUUUUCUAUAUCUCGGGAUCUACUGAAUAUAUUUUGAUCGUUCUUUUUUUAAUGUGUAUGUAAUUUUUCUGUACAUUACAAAUAUGUAAUUUGUCUAGACAUUUAUUAAUUAAUAAGCAGUCUAAUUUGUUUAAACAAUUUUUGAAAAAAUAAUUUUUUCCCAAAAAUCCAUGAUUUUAAUCAUACUAUCCCUAUUAAUCAU